AUGCUAAGCGCCUUGUUUCGCACGGGACCCCGUAGCGCGCUGCGUUGCGUUCGUCGUCCCCCAGCGCUUCAGCUUCGCGCCGCUGCCGCUGCCGCUGCCUCCGCCGCCGCCUCCGCCGCCAUGUCCCGGCCGCUGUCGCCGCCGCGGGCCGCCUCCGGGGCCCCGGUUCGGCCCGCCACGGUGCUGGGCACCAUGGAGAUGGGGCGCCGCAUGGACGCGUCCGCCAGCGCCGCGGCCGUGCGCGCCUUCCUGGAGCGCGGCCACUCGGAGCUGGACACGGCCUUCAUGUACGGCGAUGGCCAGUCCGAGAUCGUCCUGGGCGGCCUGGGCCUCGGGCUGGGCGGCGGCGACUGCAGAGUGAAAAUCGCUACCAAGGCCAAUCCCUGGGAAGGGAAGUCGCUGAAGCCUGACAGUGUCCGGGCCCAGCUGGAGACAUCCCUGAAACGGCUGCAGUGCCCCCAGGUGGACCUCUUCUACCUACAUGCCCCUGACCACAACACCCCCGUGGAGGAGACGCUGCGUGCCUGCCACCAGCUGCACCAGGAGGGCAAGUUCGUGGAGCUUGGCCUCUCCAACUACGCCGCCUGGGAGGUGGCCGAGAUCUGCACCCUCUGCAGGAGGAACGGCUGGAUCCUGCCCACUGUGUACCAGGGCAUGUACAACGCUACCACCCGGCAGGUGGAAACGGAGCUCUUCCCCUGCCUCAGGCACUUCGGAUUGAGGUUCUACGCCUACAACCCUUUAGCUGGGGGCCUGCUGACGGGCAAGUACAAGUUUGAGGACAAGGACGGGAAACAGCCUGUGGGCCGCUUCUUCGGGAAUAACUGGGCUGAGACCUACAGGAAUCGCUUCUGGAAGGAGCGCCACUUCGAGGCCAUUGCCCUGGUGGAGAAGGCCCUGCAGGCUGUGUAUGGCGGCAGCGUCCCCAGCAUGACCUCGGCCGCCCUCCGCUGGAUGUACCAGCACUCCCAGCUGCAGGGUGCCCACAGGGACGCGGUCAUCCUGGGCAUGUCCAGCGUGGAGCAGCUGACACAGAACUUGGCGGCGACCGAGGAAGGGCCCCUGGAGCCGGCCGUGGUGCAGGCCUUCGAUCAAGCCUGGCACCUGGUCGCCCACGAAUGUCCCAACUACUUCCGCUAGGGCCAGUCCUGACUCCAGCUGCCAAAGGUUUCUCUCUUUUCCGCCACCUCUUCUGUUCUCUCAUCCUGACCAGCCUGCCUUAAGUUGAUUUAACAUGGUCUUUUUUGAUUGUCUGGCUCAAUGCAAUAUUUUUCUAGAUUCCCUCCUGGCUCCCAGAUGCCUUUGUGGCGUGUAAAGCCUGGGGCUGUGGUCCACUUGGGACGUUCCUGUCUGAAUAAAGCCGGCACUUGACCGGGCUGUCGCCUGGGCCCUCGGUAAAC
Messenger RNA from Odobenus rosmarus divergens (Pacific walrus), 1400 nucleotides. Its product is annotated as aldo-keto reductase family 7, member A2 (aflatoxin aldehyde reductase). The record is from RefSeq and is a predicted model, not a curated record. Bases 1 to 1140 code for a protein of 379 amino acids. The transcript has 7 exons. NCBI's taxonomy places the organism in Eukaryota, Metazoa, Chordata, Mammalia, Carnivora, Odobenidae.